Rhodotorula graminis WP1 is the source of this 735-nucleotide messenger RNA. RefSeq lists its product as uncharacterized. The record is from RefSeq and is a predicted model, not a curated record. Gene Ontology annotation, biological process: GPI anchor biosynthetic process. NCBI's taxonomy places the organism in Eukaryota, Fungi, Basidiomycota, Microbotryomycetes, Sporidiobolales, Sporidiobolaceae. Bases 1 to 711 code for a protein of 236 amino acids. Gene Ontology annotation, cellular component: endoplasmic reticulum membrane. The transcript has 2 exons.
AUGGCCGGCUACAGCGCCUCGUUCACCCCAGGAGGCGGCCUGCACCCGAUCCUGCACCUCUCGGUCCCUUCUGCACCCGCACCCGCACCCUCCUGCGCCCUGCACGCCCUUGUCGCCGUCCCGCCAGAGCUCAUCGCCGACCGGUACCAGCUCUCACAGCUCGAGCGCGACGGGCGGCUCGGCAGCGCAGGGAUCGGCGGACAAGCAGUGUGGCACGCCGGAGAGGGCGACCUCGAGGCGCCGGCGUGGUGCGCGGGGCCGGCGAGCGUCCUCGUGCGGUUGAGCAACGGCGGGGCAGGCGAGCGCGACGGGCACGGCGCGGACAAGACGGCCGAGAAGGAGCGGGACCAGGUCAUCGAGGUCGACGUUCCGCUACACUUGCGGUACCAGGAGCCGGUCGAGCGGCGGUGGCUCGCGGGCGGCGCGAGGGCCGACCCGAGGCUCGUCGUGGUCGAGGUGCCCUGGGUCUUCUGGGCGUGCGCGGCAGCAUGCCUCCGUCUCGCAUCAUCCUCCUCGUCGACCUGCCCUCCUUCUCGCCCUCCACCACUCGUCCUCGUCGCCCCAACCGGCGUCCUCACCGACCUGCCGCUCGUCGAGGGCGUCACGGCCGCCGCCGUGUGGGCGUGCUUUGCCUUCCUGUGCUGGACUGCCGUGCGAGCGUAUCGAAGAGGAGCCGUAGCAGGGCAAGUGCGCAAAGAUAAAGCGGCUUGAGCGCCAUGCCGAGCGCCAAACGAG